Molecule: messenger RNA, 3465 nt
Organism: Symbiodinium pilosum
Lineage: Eukaryota; Dinophyceae; Suessiales; Symbiodiniaceae
Source: the annotation of a GenBank genome assembly
AUGCAGCGCAUUGACAUCAAACGCGGCUUGAAUAUAGCCCCGGACUCCGCUUUUGCUCCCGCGGUGGGGACCGCUGCUGUCCGCAGCGUGGCACUGUUGGGUGUCGAUUACCCGGGCAUCAAACCUGCCCUGGCAGUCAAACAGGGUGAUCAUGUCAAUCUCGGUGAUGUUGUAUUCACUGAUCACGCAGAACAGAUACGAUGCUGCGCACCGGCAACAGGAAUCGUCAGCGCAAUUCAUCUCGGCGCGCGUCGCAGCCUGCAGGCGCUGGUGAUUGAGGUCACCGAGGAGGCCGACGAAUAUUCCGUUGCGCUUCCCUCGAGCAGCCCCGUGGAUGCGAGCACUUUGCGCAAUGUUCUGCAGCACAAUGGAUUAUGGCCUGCGUUCCGGGUUCGACCCUUUGAUGUCAUCCCCGCGGCGGAUGCGGCUGUUGGACAUCUGUUUAUCACCGCCAUUGAUACCCACCCAUCAGCUUUGAACCCAGCCUCGGUGAUAGAGCGUAACGCGAAGGCUUUUGCUGCAGGCGUCGAAAAACUCAGUUUGCUGGCCGGACACACUUAUGUGUGCAGGGCACCUGGCGAUGAACCCUCACACGCGGACAUACCUGCGGUAACGUCAGUUGCUUUCAGCGGUCCGCACCCGGCGGGUUUGGCUGGCACACAUAUCCACUAUCUGGCACCCAAUGCAAAAGAUGUCUGGUGUAUCGGCUACCAGGACGUUAUUGCUGUGGGCCACCUGUUUCUGCACGGUCGUAUAACAGUUGGCAGGGAUAUUUCUCUGGCAGGCCCGGGCCUGAAUCAGCCGCAGCAAUUGCGCACCCGAAGCGGCGCUGCCCUGGUUGACCUGAUCGGCGAUGCCGUGCCAGGCACUACGGCCACCUCAGGUUCGCCUCUGCAUGAUCAGCGUGAUGGACUGGUUGGCAGCUAUCUGGGUCGCCUCCACAAUCAGGUAUGGGUGAGCCCGCCGGUCACACAGACCUCGGUAAAGACCGAGACGGUAAAAUCCUGGCUGCAACAGCUCGUUGCACCGCGCACUGCAAUUAGCGCCCAACACCCAGGUGAAGUGGCUAUGACGGGUAUGCUGUCGGUAGAAGCCUUCGACGCUGUUUGGCCUUUCAGCAUGCCUCCCUUACCCCUGCUCAGAGCCCUGUUGACCGGUGAUACCGACACAGCAAACGAGUUGGGUGCGAUGAUGCUGGCCGAGGAAGAUCUGGCGCUGUGUGCCUACGUAUGUCCGGCAAAGCAGGACUAUGGGGCGGCGUUGCGCGCCACACUGCAAGCCUUCGAGAAGGAUGGUCUCCAAGAGCUGCUCGGUUGGCGCGGCACAGGGCUUGCCGCUCUGGGGCUCGACAUGAAUCCUGAAGCCGGGCUGACGGCAACGUUACUGGGGCUGUCGUACCUCACACCUCUGGUUCUGAUUGCCCUUGCUGUUGCGUAUGGCUGGGAAAGGGUUUUUGCACAACGAAGGUCACAACCGCUGGACCAUGGCUGGGUCAUGACCGCCUGGCUGUUUGCGCUGAUGCUGCAGCCCGGUGUGCCGCUGUGGAUGGCAGUACUGGGUUUGAGCUUUGGUGUUGUGGUAGGUGCGCAUAUAUUUGGCGGCACGGGUAAGUAUCUGGUGAGCCCGGCCUUGCUCGGUGUGCUGUUCCUGCAUUUCAGUUAUCCGGGCUACUUACAGACGACAAUAUUGCCGGAAGAACUGGCUGCCGCGGGCAGCUGGUCGGAGGUGGCGAACCAGGGUGCACUAUCACUGGAUCAGUUCUUUGUCCUUCUUAUCGGCAUGGAACAGGGGGCCAUAGCCACCGGUUCGACACUGGCCUGUCUUGCAGGUGCGGUGUAUCUCGUUUACGCCGGCGCUGUGUCCUGGCGUGUGCUUGUCGGCGGCGUCGCCGGCGUAGCAGGCACCGCCAUUGCCUGUAGCUGGCUGAUUGCUGAUAACACCGCCGCAGCACUGCCUUGGUAUGCACAUCUGGUCGUUGGCAACCUCGCAUUUGUACUGACGUUCAUUGCUACCGACCCCAGCUGCGGACCGCUGACCAGAAGCGGUCGCUGGCUUUAUGGCGGCGCGAUUGGUGCGGUGGUGGUCUGCAUCAGAGUGCUGGACCCGGCGCACCCGGACGGCACGCUUUUUGCGGUUCUGCUCGCGGCGCUGAGCGUACCGCUGCUCGAUUACCUGGCAAUACGCAGAUAUGUCAGCAGCAAGGCAGCCUAUGCAUCUCUUGAACGCAACGAGACCAUUCUCGGGGCAGCCGGAUACCUGCCGUCGGACGCCGGCGACAGGGCAGUUGUUAAUGCUUACCUUGAGCUGGAUGCCCGCGUUGUGGAACUCACUUCAGGGCGCCCAACAAAUACGCUGGAUGGCCACGUUUAUGACCAUUGGGCAUCCACCGGCGUUGAUCCUGGCGCCACUCUGGCAGAAAUGGACAGUGUGGGAUUGAACACGCUGCCUCGCUACGUGCCGGUAUAUCUCGUCCCUGGACCAGCUGGUUCAAAGCGCCUGAUUCUGCCGCUGCACGGACGGGGCAUGUGGUCAAUGCUCAUGGGUUACCUGGUGCUGGAGCCGGAUCUGCAGACCAUUGCUGCACUGGCAUUUUAUAAACAUGGUGAAACGCCGGGUAUCGGCGACCGUAUUCUGGAUGAAACCUGGUUGCAGAGCUGGCAGGGCAAACGGUUGUACGAUGAUUCCGGCGAGGUGAAGAUCCGUAUGAAUGCAGAUGCAGACACCCCGGCGCAAUACCGUGUUGAUGCCAUCACUGGCGCCACAGUCACCAGUCAGGCUGUGGGGCGUAUGGUUCGCGGGGGACGCUCCAUGAUGUUACGUAAAUACCUGACAGAUCCUCUGAUUGAUGAGAAUCCGGUUACCGUCCAGAUUCUGGGUCUGUGUUCAGCGCUGGCGGUCUCCCGUUCACUGGAGCCUGCGUUGAUUAUGGCUGCCAGCGUCAUCGUUGUCCUGGUAUUUGCCAAUGUUGCGGUAAGCCUGUUGCGCCAUAUCAUGCCGCGCAGCAUCCGCCUGAUCCUCGAAGUCACGCUGAUUGCUUCUGCGGUUAUUGUUGUCGACGAAGUGCUCAAAACCUAUGCGCCGCAGAUUUCUGAGGUGCUUUCCGUGUUUGUCGGCUUGAUCAUCACUAACUGCAUUAUUCUGGGGCGUACCGAGGCCUUUGCCAUGCAUCAUGGCCCGUUGCCAAGCCUCAUGGAUGCCCUGGGUAACGGUUUUGGUUACGCGCUUAUUUUGCUCGGUGUGGCCGCGGUGCGCGAACUGCUGGGUGCCGGUACGUUGCUGGAUCAUCAGGUGUUUGCACUGGCUGAACAAGGCGGCUGGUAUCGCCCUAACGAGAUGAUGCUGUACGCGCCCAGCGCUUUUUUUAUUAUCGGCUUCCUGAUCUGGGGUAUCCGCAGCUGGCGUACCCAGCUGGUAGAAGGGCCUGACUAUCAGGAAGACCGUCCAGUUUACAGGCAGGCUGACUGA